AUGGAAAACUCUCUUUUAAAGGAGAAGGCAAGAAUAAAAUGGGAAGAGGAAGGUGAUCAAAACACCAAAUACUUCCACAGUGUCAUGAGACAAAGAAGAAAGAGAGCCUAUCUUCAUAGGAUCAAAAAUGAGCAUGGACAGUGGAUUCAAGGUGAUAAUUUGAUAUCUGAGGCUGCUGUUAGACAUUAUAGUCAACUGUUUAGUCAACCUCAGCAAGAUCACAACUUUAGCUUUCUAAAAAGAAUUGAGAAUGUGGUUACUGAGGAAGACAACAACAGUUUAAUUCAAAUACCUACUAGGGAGGAGAUCGAACAGGCUGUGAAAGACCUUCACCCUGAUAGUGCUGCAGGGCCAGAUGGCUUCAAUGGUCAUUUCUAUAAAAAAUGUUGGAAUAUUAUUGCUAAUGAUUUAACUGCCAUGGUUGAAGACUUUUUCAGAGGCUUGCAGGAGAUCAUUCAUGACAUCAAAAAGAAAAACAAAGGUGGCAAUGUAGUCAUCAAAAUAGAUAUGGCCAAAGCCUAUGACAAAGUCUCUUGGUCCUUUCUCAAUGCUAUCUUAAGAAAAAUGGGAUUUGUGGAAGAAUAUGUUGAUUUUAUUUACAGACUGGUGUCUAAUGUGUGGUACUCCAUUAUUGUAAAUGGAAUAAAAUAUGGUUUCUUCCAUUCUACUGGAGGUCUCAAGAAAGGAGAUCCUCUAUCCCCUGCCCUGUUCAUUAUUGCUGCUAAAUCACUGUCAAAAGCUCUGAAUCAUUUACAUGACAAGGAGGGUUAUAGAGGUUUCUAUAUGAAUCAUGCUGGACCUCAAAUAAACCAUCUCUAUUAUGCAGAUGAUUUAGUCAUCUUCAGUUCUGGGGAUAAAAAUUCCCUAAGAAUGAUCAUGAAAAAGCUGAGACAGUAUGAAGAUGUAUCUGGUCAAGAGAUUAAUAUGGAAAAAAGUUUCUUCCUUACUCCUACUUACACCAUUGAGCACAAUAGGAGAAAAAGGAAAAGAAGAAGAAAAAGAAGAAGAAUGAUCAAAAGGGGUACUGGUUUUAAGCAUCAUCAUUUCCCUUUCAAAUACUUAGGCUGCCCCAUAUAUCAUGGAAGAAAGAAGAUCUCUUAUUUCUCUGAUAUUGCCAAAGCUGUGGUCAACAAAAUCAAAGGAUGGCAAGGAAGUAUGUUGUCUAGCGGAGGUAAAGCUACUCUGAUCAAACAUGUAUUACAAUCACAAACCAUUCACACCAUGGUUGCUAUAUCCCCUCCGAAAACUAUGCUAUCACAACUUGAGAAAUACUUCUCAAUUUUUUUUUGGGGACAAGCUGAUAAUAAGAACAAAUAUCAUUGGAGCUCAUGGAUAAAAAUGUGCUACCCUAUUGGGGAAGGAGGUGUUGGAUUCAAGAGCCUGGAAGAUAUUUGCCUUACUUUCAGUGCCAAGAGAUGGUGGAGAUUUAGAGGUGAGGAUAACUUAUGGUCAAUCUUUCUCAAAUCUAAAUAUUGUCAGAGAAAACAUCCUGUGGAAAGAAAGAUCCAAUCAGGCCAAUCUUCUGUUUGGAGAGAUCUUAUGAGAACAAAGAAUCUCAUAGAACCUCACAUCAUUUGGAAGAUUAAUGAAGGCAAAAUUUCAUUCUGGUGGGACAAUUGGACCAAGCUUGAAGCUCCGGUCAAUAUGCUUAAUGAUCAAAACUACCAUGCCAAUAUUAUUCUGAAUAUUCCUAUUGGCCGUAACAACAUGAAGGACAAACCAAUCUGGAUUGCUACAAACACAGGGGGAGAAACUGCUUUGACUAUAUGGAAAAAAUUUGGUGCUCCUUUGGGCAUUACUUAUAGGGCUCAUAAUGCUAUGGGAAUGAUCCAAAAUUGGAGAAACACUACUUCAAGGAAUCCCCUUCAUAGAACCUUGAAGCAGAUCACUCUCAUCUUCAUUCUAUGGGAAUUAUGGAAAUACAGAAAUGCUGCUAGAUAUGGGAACAAGAAACAGUCUAUUUUCUGGAUUUAUAAGGAAAUUGUGUUUCACAUUCAUGUCUUCAUCAAUAGAAAAGGCCACAAUUUAGACUGUAUAUGGGAUUGGAACAAAAUAUGUUAG
This is a messenger RNA of Lycium ferocissimum, 2061 nucleotides long. RefSeq lists its product as uncharacterized. The transcript has 5 exons. Lineage: Eukaryota; Viridiplantae; Streptophyta; Magnoliopsida; Solanales; Solanaceae. The record is from RefSeq and is a predicted model, not a curated record. Bases 1 to 2061 code for a protein of 686 amino acids.